UCAGUGAACUUGCCAGUAUUGGGGUUUAGGGUUUUUUACGCUUUGUGCUGAGAGAGGGAGAGAUGGGGAGGAGGAUACUGAACGAGGCGUUGAGAGCGAUCGUCAAUGCGGAGCGGAGAGGAAAAGCAACGGUGGAGUUGAAACCCAUCUCCACAGUCAUGUCUUCUUUUCUUAGGAUCAUGAAAGAUCGAGGGUACAUCAGGGGUUUUCAGGUUUAUGAUCCACAUAGAGUGGGGAGGAUAACAGUUGAACUACAAGGCAGGAUUAAUGACUGCCGGGCUCUCACUUACAGGCAGGAUAUCAAGGCAACGGAGAUUGAAAGAUACAGAUUGCGUAUGCUUCCAACACAUCAGUGGGGUUAUGUUGUAAUCACUACUCCAGAGGGUGUUCUGGAUCAUGAAGAGGCUAUUAAAAGGAGUGCGGGCGGACAGGUUCUGGGUUAUUUUCAUUAGAUUCUCACCUUGUCUCUUUCCACAUGCUUUGAUGGAAAAGCUGUAAAGACGAGUGAGCUUGUUUGCUAAUGGAAAAACUGUUAUGAGAUCCUACUUGAUCACAGCUUGCCUUCACCAUCAAAAACUUUUUAUGUUGUCUAUCAGAACUCCGUAUCUUCUGAUGAAUGAGAUGAUGAACAAACUUCUGUUCCUUUCCCUUAGUAAAUUUAUUGUUUGUUCAGUUAUUGAACUGUGAUAGAACUUAUUCAAAUCAGAUCUACAUGAAGAUCUGGUUUUUUUGUUACAGAAAGGAUUUUGUGAUUUGACAUGGAUGCCAACCAUAUACAGGAACUGAUGUUCAUAUAUCCUGAAUCUGUAAUCCAUUUUGAAUUUAUGAUUGCACUUCUAUGAUGCACUUCCAGA
Alnus glutinosa is the source of this 854-nucleotide messenger RNA. RefSeq names its product small ribosomal subunit protein uS8my. Gene Ontology annotation, biological process: translation. The coding region runs from base 63 to 452 and encodes 129 amino acids. The transcript has 3 exons. Gene Ontology annotation, cellular component: cytosolic small ribosomal subunit; ribosome. Lineage: Eukaryota; Viridiplantae; Streptophyta; Magnoliopsida; Fagales; Betulaceae. Gene Ontology annotation, molecular function: structural constituent of ribosome. The record is from RefSeq and is a predicted model, not a curated record.